GAUAAUUCAUAUUGUCGCAAUAGUUCGGGGGGGGGGGGGAACGUACUUUUUCCAUGAAGAAUAGUUAUGAAACAAAAAGAAACCCCAUAAAAGAUUCACUACUAUUAUAGAUCUCAACGAUGCACUUCUAGACAUUAAUCCUUUCUUCCUACAUAGUUGGAACCCCCUAUCUACAUUUACUACUAUAAAGCAGCUCUAGGAGUGAGCCACGUCAUCGAUUAAACCAAGCCGUCCGAUUUAAUCUGUAGUAAGAGACUCAGCUGUGCGAUUUAUUUCCAUUCGACGGGCGGUACCCACCACGCCUCCCUAUCAUCUUUCGUAAUUUUCUACGUAAAACCCAGCAGGCGAGGCCCAGUCCAAGAUUUUUGCAUCGGCCCAUCCACCACCACGGGUAAAGCGGCUGCUCCACAACCACAACCCCGAGCCGCCAUCUGCACGAGUUUGCGACGCUAGCGAUUCGCGAGAAAAUCAUGGCGUUCACCUUCCCCGGCUCUUCCGUCCCUGAAUCGAGCAUUCGUUCUUCAAUAAUUGCACCAAAAACUGUCGCCAAGAGUGUGGAGAUCAGAGGCCACGUCCCAUGAUUAAUCCCAUUUAUUCCCCUACUAAAUUUCUUUGAAUUCAUCCAGAUUUUUCAGGGUAUAAUCACAUAUAAGUUGCAGAUGCCAGAGAUCAGCCAGCACUAUGUUUGAGAGAUUUUUCAGCGCAUGUGUUCUAGCGGUGUGCAUCUCAUCUCCAGCGAAAACAAGAUUCAUGGUCAUCAAUCGUAUCGUUUCUAUUUGGAACGACGAUGAUUGAUAUCUUCCCCUGUCGGGCAAAUUCUACAGCAUGCGCCUCCUUUGCUUCACAUUGUGCUUUCCAUGGACCAGUUUGACAUCAGCUUUCAUGUGCUGAUGACGCUCCAUUGACAUGCAACAGUAUGUGCAUUCUUAACUAUUUUACUGCUAUGUGCUCUUUUUCUCUUCCAGUUCCUCUCAUUAGUUAGUUAUGGUGGGUAUGUUAUAUUAGUUCUUGAUUUACACCAUGGAUCAAUAACUAACGGUGUUGCAAUACCCAUUUAAGUUUUUGCAUUUUGUUCAUUUUUCAUUUUGUUCCCUAUUUCAUUGGUCUGCUACUGAAAGCUGAAAACAUAUAUACAUGCACAAGCACCAAUACGUGAUUUUGGUAUGUCGCUAACAGUGUUUUGGAAGUCAUGGAUAUAAUACUAUAAAGACUCAUAUUACAGUGCUCUUAUAUUAUGUACAAAGUUUAGUUUUGGUUUACAAUGUUGCUUCAUCAAUCAAUCUCCUCAUGUAUUUCCGCAGCAACGCACGGAGUAUCACCUAGUUUUUGACUUAAGUCUUAGAGUCGUCGUACUAUUAAUAGGGGUUCAUGACGUUAGCCAAAGACCAAAGUUGGUGUCAAGUACUCAAACCACGAACAAACUUGACAAGUUGGUCAGAACGUACAUACAAAGUUCCACAGAAAACAGUUCAUCUAGAAGCAUACUAGAUGCCGAAAUUACAAUACUGAUGUACCAUGAUGUGCAAGAGAAAAUCACCAAGGUAGUGUUUGGUUGGUGGGAUGGAACGGGAUGGGUUGGGUCGAUCCCAUUUUUCCAGUUGUUUGGAUGGAGGGAUGGGUGGGAUGGAAUGAUUCUAGAUGGGAAUAUUCUCUCCAGAUCCGGGAUGAAGUGAUCCGCCAAAAUCGGCCGGACCAAUCGAUCCCACUUGGAUGGAGAGAACGGCGUCACUCGCUCCAGCCACCUCCCGCUCGGUUCUGUCGUGGCGCCGCCCGUACCCUGCCGCCGCUCCUCCGCCUGGACGCCGGUCGUCUACCUCGACGUCGGUCGCACUCCUCCGCCUGGACGCCGGUCGUCUACCUCAACGUCGGUCGCCGCCGCUACUCCGCACGCUGCUCCUCCGCCGAGUCGCCGCCGGCGAAGCUGCGCGUGCUCGUGCCCGCUGAAUCGCCUAUCGGCGACGCUCCUUCGCCCGCUCGCCGAGUCGCCGUCCGCUCGCCGAGUCGCGCCGCCCACUCGCGAAGCUCUGCGUGCUCGCCCCUGCCGAGUCGCUUGCCGGCGCUGCUCCUUCGCCGGCCCGCUGAGUCACCGGCUCCUCUACCUGCUCGCUGCCGUCCUGCUCGUCGAGGCGAGCUCCUUCGUCGGCCUGCUCCUCCGUCCGGGCUCAGUAGCGGCGGAUCCGGGGAUGGGGAGUGCUGCGGCGGCGGAUCCGGAGAUGGGGAGGGCUGCGGCGACGGAUCUGGCCUCUCCCUCUCCGCCGCGGACCUCGCCGAUGCCGUCGUCGCCGAGCCACAGCUGCUCGCAGUGAAGGCCGACACCAUUGCCCGCCGCAGAUCGGCAGCUCCCUCCUGUCUGGCGGCGCGACGCAUCUCGGUGGUGGAGAGGGAGGUGAGGGCAGAGGCGGAGGUGGCCAUGGUUAUUGCAAACGGCGUCGUCAGUGGUUGCAAACGGUAUUCAUCCCAUUCCUCCCUCGUCCCUUCAACCAAACAAAAAAACUGGGAUCGUCCUAUUCAACAAACCAAACACACAGGUGGAAUCGUCCUAACCCCAAAAUCAGAAAUGGUUUCAUCCCAUCCCACCUUGUCCUAGAACCAAACACACGCCAAAGCAACACACACAGACCACCUAUCUCUUCCAACGUUCGCCUCACCUGCCUCCUUAAAACGUGUAACAUAUUGUCCUUCAAUACAAGCAAUUAAAGCUACUGCUGGAAUUGCGCAAUAAUAGUAGGGCAUAUUGUUUGAUAGCAGUUCAAAAUAGCCGAAAGAACUGAUUUGGGUUGCUCUCCUACUAAUGUUUAGGUAGUGCCGAAGUUUUGAACCAUACUAUACCGAUAUUUUGGCAGUGCUCACACUUUUCUAUUAUUGACGCAAAUUGGAAUCAUAUCAAACUAAUUUCUUUUCUCUCUCACACGCCAAAAUGCCAGCCAAAAAUUUUGAACUUUGACACUACGAAAAUUCUAGUAGGGUACUAAACCGAGCCCAUCAUCGGUUUUGUCACUGGCUUAAAGCUCAGUUCGUUAGAGAGUUUAGACGUGUCAACUUCAUCGCAUAAAAAAAUGAGAUAAACCAUUAGUGCAUAACUAAUUAAAUAUUAAUCACUAUAAAUUUUACAAUUGAGUUUUUUUAUCUUUGUUAAAAAAACUUCUAUACCAAAUGUUUUCUUUAAAAUACAUAUUAUUUAGCCGUUUGAGAAGCACAAUAAAAAUAUAUGUGGGAAGCAAACCCACUACCCAACAACUCCGUUAAAGUUUGAGAUCAUUUAUCUUUUGCUUUUUUGUCACAUACGAAACGAGAAAUAUUAUUAGUAUAUGAUUAAUUAAGUAUUACCUAUUACAAACUUGAAAAUGAGUUUAUUUUUUCUAAAAAAAAAAUAUGUAUACAAAGUUUUUGUAAAUAAAACAUAUAGCAGUUUGGGAAGCGUGCUUACGGUAAAUGAAAGAGCUAGAUCGAGCAAGGAGCACCUCCUUCCUUCGACAAUGGCGAUGCAAGGGCGCCAAAUCCCCCUCAACAGUGCAGCACGAGAUCGGAGAUGACCGGUCUCUGCAAUGGCCGCAGCGAUUCCGAAAUCGGGCAGCUGAUGCCUUCCCUCUGCACGAUGCAUCGAUGCGCCUAGGCACGACACCUUUCUCCUCCUCCGAUGCAGCACACCAAAGUGGGCUUGUGGAUGCUACCUUAUUAGGCCAAGCAGCCUAUGGCAUGCGCGUGGUCUGCGAGGCUUGCUGCAACGACGACGGAGACGAUGCAGACGACGACUGCCCUCUGUGCUUGCUGAAAUGAUUCGAGAUUCGACGACCGCCUGUCUUCGCACUCCUGCAGGCGACCUCGAGAUGCCCUCUGUGCAAUACAAUGCGGCGGCUCAAGGAGGAAGAACAAUGGGGAGGGCACAGCACUAUAUGUUGGGCAAUAGGUGAGCUCGAGCUUGGAGAUGCAAGAAUGGUGGUGCGUUGCUCUGGAAGGAAGGGUGAAUGGCCAAACACAACACGCAAGCUUUUUGGUAAAGUUCAGCUCACUGUGAAAACCGUUAGGUAAUAGGGUUUCCGGACCAUGACGGAAAGGCAUAUGGCUACCUACCUCUCGUCAACACCGUCACCAUUACUUGCCUACCCACGUUACUGAAUAGCGCCCCCUCCUCCACGCCUGAUGUCUGUCUGAACGCGCAACACAGCCAAACCUACACUAACGAGCGCGCCCUAAGAAAGAUUAAUCCAACCCAUUUCCUGAUUCUCAUUGACAUAAUGACAUAUGCACCACACCGUCUUAUUUUUUUAAAAAAUAUCAUUCGCUAAAAACAUACAAGGAAUCAUUAAUUCCAUACUAAAAAAAUAUAGAGAUGGAC
Oryza sativa Japonica Group (Japanese rice) is the source of this 4336-nucleotide messenger RNA. The record is from RefSeq and is a predicted model, not a curated record. NCBI's taxonomy places the organism in Eukaryota, Viridiplantae, Streptophyta, Magnoliopsida, Poales, Poaceae.